UUGGCUAUAAUUUGACGUAUGCACCUGUUUGACGUUUUACAUUUAUUAUAAACAAUCACAAAUUUGUGAAAUAAUUUAUAGCUUUUUAAAAGUAAAAUGGCUCAAAUUGGUGAAUCUUUAACGUUAGCUCGAGAUAUAAAACGAUCGAUAGAAUUGUUGGAAAAAUUGCAGAAAAACGGAGAGGUUCCUGCAACGAAAUUAGCGGCUCUGCAAAAAGUUCUGCAAAGUGACUUUUUGAAUGCAGUUCGUGAAGUGUAUGAACAUGUAUAUGAAACAGUUGAUAUUCAGGGCUCGCAAGAUGUGAGAGCAUCAGCUACAGCCAAAGCUACUGUCGCAGCUUUUGCGGCCAGUGAGGGACACGCACAUCCUAGAGUAGUUGAACUGCCCAAAACUGAUGAGGGAUUGGGAUUUAAUGUUAUGGGUGGAAAAGAGCAGAACUCACCCAUUUACAUAUCCAGAAUUAUUCCUGGAGGUGUUGCAGACAGACAUGGUGGCUUGAAAAGGGGUGAUCAACUUUUGAGUGUGAAUGGAGUGUCUGUUGAAGGUGAAAACCAUGAAAAAGCUGUAGAACUAUUAAAACAAGCACAUGGAUCUGUGAAAUUGGUUGUUCGUUAUACUCCAAAAGUAUUGGAGGAAAUGGAAUUGAGAUUUGAUAAACAAAGAGCAAGAAGGAGACAACAGUUCAAUUAAAUGCUGUUUUUUUUUUUCACAUGCAGUAUUAAAAUUUCAAUUCAAUUUGACAGCUCUGUUUCUGCACUGAAACAAUUUUUAGUUCUAGGCUCAUUAUACAAUUAUUGCAAGAGUAUAACAAAUUAGAAUGUAUUGUGUUAACUUGUGUUAAAAGUAUAGAUAAGUUAUAAAAUUAUUUUAUAGUUUGUUAAUGUUAUUAACUUAUUAUGACUAUGUAAGAAUCUGAAUGAAUAUAUAAAUUCAUCAUUUAAA
This is a messenger RNA of Aethina tumida (small hive beetle), 942 nucleotides long. RefSeq names its product protein lin-7 homolog C (gene veli). The record is from RefSeq and is a predicted model, not a curated record. The transcript is spliced from 3 exons. Gene Ontology annotation, biological process: neurotransmitter secretion; protein localization to basolateral plasma membrane; maintenance of epithelial cell apical/basal polarity. Bases 97 to 690 code for a protein of 197 amino acids. Gene Ontology annotation, cellular component: synapse; cell-cell junction; basolateral plasma membrane. Gene Ontology annotation, molecular function: protein binding. Lineage: Eukaryota; Metazoa; Arthropoda; Insecta; Coleoptera; Nitidulidae.